AUGCAUCAAAAUAUCCCAGAAAAAGAAAACGAUACUUUGAAAUCAGUAGAUUCUAGUGACAAUUUUAAAACAAUUUCACUAUCUGUAUCUUAUUCAUCAAAAUGCAUUCGAGUUGAAGAUAAUGAUAUAGAACAAACAAGUUAUGAAUCUAAUAUAGAAAAAGACAAUUCAAAUAAUCAAAAUCAUGAAAAAAAUGAAGAUUUAACCAAAAAUAAUAAGUAUCAAAAAAUUAUACAAAAUAACAAAAAAGGUAAAGAAAGUGUAAACCGAUCUUUACAAAGUUCUUUGAGAUCUCGAGACUUGAUGAAUACUAAUGAAGAAGAAAAAUAA
Racocetra persica is the source of this 330-nucleotide messenger RNA. NCBI's taxonomy places the organism in Eukaryota, Fungi, Glomeromycota, Glomeromycetes, Diversisporales, Gigasporaceae. The record is from the annotation of a GenBank genome assembly.